Passer montanus (Eurasian tree sparrow) is the source of this 1931-nucleotide messenger RNA. It is a transcript of the gene THPO, whose product is annotated as thrombopoietin. The transcript is spliced from 4 exons. Gene Ontology annotation, cellular component: extracellular region. The record is from RefSeq and is a predicted model, not a curated record. Gene Ontology annotation, molecular function: hormone activity; cytokine activity. Gene Ontology annotation, biological process: thrombopoietin-mediated signaling pathway; positive regulation of hematopoietic stem cell proliferation; cell population proliferation. Bases 1088 to 1693 code for a protein of 201 amino acids. NCBI's taxonomy places the organism in Eukaryota, Metazoa, Chordata, Aves, Passeriformes, Passeridae.
CGGAGGGCGCCCAGGGACGCCCUUCCCGUGCCCCGAGCCAAGGGAGGAAGCGGCCGGAGGCAGGAAGCCUUCCCCCGGGCCCGGGGCCCCCGCUGCGAUCUUGCUGGAAGGUCAGCGGCGACACAACAGGAAAUCGUGCUGCUCGGCUGGGCGGCCAGGCCGGAGGCGCGGAGCCGCGCCGUGCUGUCCCGGGGCCGCCGCGGCCGCCGGCCCUCCGUCCCGGCCGGGCGGCUCGCGGGGAGCCCGCGCCACCGCUGCCCUCCAUGGAAGGGGGACGGGAGCCAGGCAGCAGCCGCUGGGCCCAGGGCGGGAGAUGCAGGGCCGAAGCCCCCAGCCGAGCAUGGAGCUGAACAGUGAGUGCGUGGCUAAAAGGGGGGACUGGGUGCGCAGGAGGGGCUGUGGGCACUGUGGCCCCACAGCCAGAGCAUCCCCUGCACGAUGAACCCCACAGCUGGGCACCAAACCCCAGGGGUGGCUCUGGGCUAGUUGGACCUGGCCAGUGCCAGCAUGUGAGGGCAGCCAAGCAUCUCUCCAUGCCUGCUGUAGGUAAACAGGCUGCACUGAGGGUUUUUGGUGCAGUGCCAGGGCAGGCAGCGAGGCAGGCAGGAGGCUGCAAAGAGGGUACGGAGAAGCUGGCAGGGUGGGCAGCUGCUGGGCACAGCAGCACUGGGGAAGGCAGUGCGGCAGGGGAGCGCUCAGCCAGGGCAGCGGCCAGGAGCAGAUGUUCCCUGUGGGACACUGCAGGCUGGGAUUCCCCGAAGUGCACAUGACGCCUGGAACUGCUCUUGGCAGGGAUCCGGAGGGCUGGCCCUGGUCUGCACAGGGAGUACAGCCCUGCUUCCUUGCCUGGAGCACGGCCAGAAAACCUGGCAGACGAGGUUGUGCGGCCUCUUGGCACACUCUGCUGUCACGGUAACCCCGGCUCUCCCCCGUGAGCAGCGGCACCCCUCGCUGGCUGGCUGGAGAGCAGCACCGGGCCCUCCUCAGCCACUCGCACCCACCCUGCACCCCCCCGCGGGGCCACCGAGACCACCAAAGGGCUGGGCACAGGACUUGCCGCUGCAGGGGCUCUGGGCUGGCACUGCCCAUGGAGGCUGGCACGGUGCACAAGACAACCCCAUCUCCUCCAGGACUGCUCCUCCUCACAUCCUUCCUCCUGCAUGUGAAAGAGGACCGUGCCAGCCCAGCGCGGCUGGUCUGUGACAACAGGCUUAUCCAGAAGUACAUCGUGGAGGCCAAGGACAUGGAAAAGAGAGUGGGCCAGUGCCAGGCCCUGCCUGCACUCAGGUGCCCUGCAGUGCUGCCCUUGGUGGACUUCACCUUCCAGCAGUGGAAAUCCAAAUCGAACGAGACCAAGCGGCGGGAGAUCCUGUGUGACCUGGCCCUGCUGGUGGGCGCCGCAGCAGGGGCCCAGGGCCAGGUGAGCGACGAGUGCGGGGCCAGGCAGCUGAGCCAGCUUUACCGACACGCCAACUCCUUCCUCCUGCUCCUGCAGACCUUCAGCUGGGAGGCAGGACACUGGGAGCCGAGCUGCUCCCCACACUCCACGGAGCAGACCCACAUCUCCAGCAUUUUCCUCACCUACCGGCAGCUGGUACAGGGCAAGCUGCGCUUCUUCUUCUACGACCUGGCCAAGGUCUUGUGCAAGCAAGGACAGGGGGACAGCAGAGACCCUCCAUGUGGGGCCCAGUGAGGCUGCACACGGGGUUCAACCACAAAGCAAUGCUGGAGCAAUCCUGCAGGACACUAAGCUGUGCUCUGGGUGCCCAGGAAGAUGCCCACAGGGAAAGGGUUGGCACCUGUUCCUCAGGUCUUCAGAACUGUGCAGCACAAGAAGGCAAACAGUGACAGUCAUGUGCCAGCAGGCACAGGCCCUGCUCCCAUCCGGGCAGGCACCUCUACUGUGAAUGCUUUUUGAUUAAAGAGCUAUU